UUAAAAGAACUUUCACUAUUUCAACGCUGCUCAACCCACUCGAGCCGCCCUCUCCGCCUUCCACGCACCGCCGCGGCCCGUGGACGCUCCACCGCGGCCCUCCGACGCUCCGCCCUGGCCCUUCGACGCUCCGGCGUACGUUUGGGGCUGUGAUAGAUCAUGGCGAGUACGAAAGGGGUUGCGAACUUUAGGAACUCGACAUCUAGUGGAAAACAGUCUUUCCUUCCCCCAAAAAGCCCCUUUCCGACCAUGCCUGUGCCUUAUGCUGACUAUGGGACCAUAGGAACAAAGGGCAUCCCGAAACUGAGAGAAGGGAACAGACACCACCAGCGCACUUCGUCUGAGAGCUUUCUCAUUGAGGAGCAGCCAUCCUGGCUCGAUGAUCUGCUUAAUGAGCCAGAGAUGCCUGUGAAGAGGGGAGCUCAUCGCCGCUCGACAAGUGACUCUUUUGCAUACUUGGAUGGAGCUAAUAUUUAUGCUAACAUGGAAACCUUGGUUCAGGAGGAGGGCAGGCAGCGGGGCAUCUCCUCACAACCUUCAUGGGGAGUUCAGGACUUUGAUCGCCUUAAAGAUGUGCAGCAUUCUCCUUAUUAUACUGAGUCGAAUUCAUUUGGGAAACCUCAGAAUAGAGGAUGGGAGGCCUUGAACAUGGUUAACUGCACCAGUGGUGGUCCAUUGGCAAAGGACAAGAUGGUGCAUCCAGGAUCAACAUGUGUUCCGAUGGAAGCUGAUGCAGCAACAUCUUAUGUUACUGAGAAGGAGCAAGAGCGAUCUCCCCAAGAUUCAAAAGGUACAUCUGAAAGAAAAGAAGGCUCUCAUGUUAAGCAGUCUGAUGCGGACCCAAAACGAGUUAAACAGCAAUUUGCUCAGCGCUCUCGUGUUCGGAAACUUCAGUACAUUGCUGAGCUAGAGAGAAAUGUUCAAGCCUUGCAGGCAGAAGGAAUGGAAGUUUCAGCUGAACUGGAAUUUCUGGACAAGCAGAAUCUUAUAUUGAACUUGGAGAACAAAACCUUGAAGCAAAGAUUGGACAGUCUGGCUCAGGAGCAUCUUAUAAAAUGCCUUCAGCAGGAGAUGUUAGAGCGAGAAAUUGCCCGGCUUCGAUCAUCAUAUCAACAGCAGCAGCAGCAACUGCAACAACCACCUGCUCCUGCCCAUAGUCGCAGUAGCAGUAGAGAUCUUGAGUCACAGUUAGCCAAUCUCUCUUUGAAACACAAAGAACCGAAUUCUGGGCGGGAUCCAGUCACAGGUCCUCUCCAUAUUUGAUGUUUCACUUCCACAAGCCACCUGUAUGUGGCUUCUAGAUAUUGUGUUUCAUCUCCUCAUCCCACCGGUGUGUGGCCUCGAGACAUUGCAUCAAGAAGGGAGCUGGAAACUUAGAAUUGCAUCCAAGGUGAAUAACAUCAGAAGGUUAAUGACUUAAGUGGCUGAUCUUUGUUUCUUUUUCUUGUUUCAAUAUGCGCAUCUGGCGGUCAUCUUCAGCUUUUGUCCAUUUGUUGAUGCUCGACCCAUCAGAGGUGUAAAGUUUUUCUUGUAAUGUUAUGCUUUUGCCACAUCCCUUUAUUCUCAUGACCUAUAUGUUCUUAAUUAAUUCCUUUGGUCUUGUUUUCGAUCAGAUACUUUCUUUGAAGCUCAUUCGACAUCUGGAUCCUUUUGAUGCCAUGGAUGUUAUGUGGAUGUUGAUGUAGUAUCUGAAGGGUGCAUCCGCAACCUUGAUAUCCUGUAUGUUGUAUUACUGUUCAAACUAUUAUGGCCAACACCAGUUGAUGGUUUUUGUCAUUUGUAGUUAGUGCCAUUGUUAAUGUUGCUUGCUAGAUGUUCGUAAAAGGCUCAGCCCUGGACGGUUUAAAGAUUGCUGGUAAAUUUCUCACAGUUCUGGUAGUGUUGCUAUGCUGCAUCACUGUACCAUAAUCAAACGAUCAUAUGUGGCAAAAUUCUUCCCAAAGGAUUUUCAAGUGAUGGUCAUGAACUUGAUUUAAUGUAACAUUCUGGUCACUCAUAGGUAAGUUGACUGGGUGAGUUCAUCCAUGACCACCACUUGAAUUAAAAUUGGUGGUUGAUUGUUUCAUAACCCAGAUUAUUUUGCCUACCAAAGUGAUUAUAUACUUGGUUUCGAAUGAAAUGUAACUAAAAGACCAGUACUCUGCAUUGGAAUGUAAUCAGAUGUUUAUCAAUGGAAAAUACAAAUUUAUGUUUGUAUGAA
Messenger RNA from Elaeis guineensis (African oil palm), 2200 nucleotides. The record is from RefSeq and is a predicted model, not a curated record. Lineage: Eukaryota; Viridiplantae; Streptophyta; Magnoliopsida; Arecales; Arecaceae.